Molecule: messenger RNA, 1290 nt
Organism: Leishmania mexicana MHOM/GT/2001/U1103
Lineage: Eukaryota; Euglenozoa; Kinetoplastea; Trypanosomatida; Trypanosomatidae
Exons: 1
Coding region: 1-1290 (429 amino acids)
Source: RefSeq, a predicted model, not a curated record
AUGGAGCAGCAAGGUGAGGCAGAGGCACCACCGUCGCCGACACAGCCUACCGAUGCGCCAACGUUGAAGACCAGUUCGACUGACGCGACGAGCGGUGCGUUGCCUAGUGCAGCUAACACUCCUACUGCUACGAAGGGCAUCAACUUGGUGCUUGAGGAAGUCGAGGACCCCGUCGGGGGCACUGGUGAUGUCCAAGAGGAUGGCGCCAAGGCUCCAACCGCGGCUGCACAGGACAAGGCCGAUGCGAAGGCGGUGAAGCGGCAAGCUGGGAGCAUCAGGGUCGACGGUGCGACAAGUGCCAUAGCCGUGCCGACGACGUCGUUGGUUUUCAGUCAAGGAAGCAAGACGACGGACAAUCAUAUACCGCAUUCGACAGCGCCGGUGCACCUCGGAGACGGAGUUCGGUAUAGCUCGGCGAUCGUCCUCGGGUCAGAGUACACGAAUGUACCAGAUCAACAGCGCCUGUCAUCGUCGCCGCGCUACUCGCACGGGGGUCGGCAAGUGAUUUCCGACGCGUGCAAGCGCUCCGAGCCGUUUCAGCGCGGCGCUGAUGGCAACUACAGUACCGUGUAUGCCGCAAGCGGCCUGACCGUUAACGCCCAGUACCAGACGAUCCCUGAGGAGCACGCCGCUUACCGCCAGCGCAACAAGGUGAACCCCAACUACCGGGGGCCUCUUUACGUGGUCGAAGAUUUAUGCGUGCCGUGCAACGCCUGUGGCGGCCCUGUUGACCCUGUGCGUCGGGUCCCGGUUGGCUCCCUCUUCUUCCAUGAAGGAUGCCUUCACUGCUACCUGUGUGGACGCCGCACCGGUGUCGCAGGCCUGUAUCUGCAGCUCGAUCGCCAAGCUAUCUGCAGCGAGUGCGCCGGUCGCGGCUACGAGCAUUGGGUGCCGCGCCAAGAGCUGGAGUCGCGCGGUAUGGUGUACGGCGCAACACGAGGCGAUAUUUAUGCAGCGAUAGACGCGCACGACCGCAGUGCUGCGAAGCAUCAGCAACGGCGCAUUUUGAGCCUGCCCAUCACAGCGGGUGGAGGCUCUUCUACAUUGAACAAGGCCAUCGUGCCAGGCGCGCUACCGCCGUCUCUCUCCAUCGCCAACGUGCACAACCGCCGGAACACCAGUGCCCGCUCCUUUGCACUGAUGGAGCGGCAACAAUACUACACGCAGAGCGAUAACAACGUCAUCAUGGCGGUGCCCGCCUCGGCGGCGCGGUCGCCGUCUAUGACUGGCGGACGAAAGGGCAGCGCGGCGCCGCUGCAGUACCGCCUCACGAACGGACGAUACGCGUGA